AUGCCCAGCCUGGAGCAAGUCGCUGAGCUUGCAGAACACUUUCCUUCAGUAAGUUAUAGUAGUUAUCUACAUGUUUUUAAUGCCUUGGAAGGUUAAAAUGGGACUUUUUAUGAAAGGAAGGGUAGUUAUAAAGGGUUUUUUUUAAUUUUUGAAUAAUUUGUAUUUUUAAAAUUUUUUUAAAAUUGAAAAAAAAGACCACAGGAGGGGGGGGACCAAGCUGAUUUUUUUGGGUUAAAAAAUAGUUUUUUAUUUUUAAAGCUAAAAUGAUGUUUUUAUACAUAAAUUUGUGCAGAAUCAUAAAAACAGUCUUAAAAUGACCUUGCUAACAAUGUUUUACAACCAAAAACCGGAUAAAACCUAAAAAUGAACGGAGCGAAAGCCGUGAACUUGUAAUUUUCCUUUCCGCUGAUCGUUAUCUCCGAACGAAAAUUUUGCCUAAUUAUGUUGUACAUGAUCGGUUCUUAAAGGAUAUGAACUAUAAUUGGGUUCUAAUUAAGCUUUUCAACACGAAAUUUGAUUAACUUGAGCUUUGAAUUUGAAAUUUUUUAAAAAAAUACUGAUUUUAGCUGAAAAAGUGGAUUUGAGGUCAUGGAAACACAUUAUUGAUGUUUUUGAUAAAAUCGUGCUAGAAAAUUCUGUUGACCUUGUUGUUUUUAGAUGUAGAAAACUGUGGUGUUUACAUAAAUGUUAUUUUAAGGCAUUACAAAGCUAUAAUUUUAGAAUAGGAACAUAAAACGACUUGUUUUAGCCAUGGUUAAUAUAAAAAAUUUUUAAUUUUGAUGGUUUUUGAAGAUUUAUGGACUGGUUUUGUAAUUUUAAGGAUAGUUUAGAUACCUUCUAACCUUUGAAUACAGUGUGUUUGAUUUUCUAUUAAUUUUGUUAUUUUCAGCUAUGUUUGGAAGGAGGUAAAGGUGAAGUUGAAGCACAAGACAUUCAAGCGGCUCUAAAAGUUCUCGGAGUAGAUAUUCCUGGUUAUCAAGUAAGUCAGGGAUAGAGUAGAUUGUGUUUGAUGUUUUCGAAAUUUUCAAAUCGUUUUGGACUUUGCACGGUGCGAAUAUUCUAAUUUUGAUUGCACCGUGCAGAAUUAAUGAAGGCUUUUUGGUUUUAAGACUAAAAACAAAAAAUAAUAUGUUGAUGAUGAUAUUAUAGUUUUGCUUAACAUUAAAACUAAUAUUUUUAGUUACGAGAACGUUUACAAAAGUACGGAGACCCAAAAUCGUUGAGUUAUCAACAGUUUGCACAGCUGGCUGAUGAACUCACGGACGAGAAGAAUGCUGAAGCCAGUAGAUGGAAGAAGCGAAUUGGAUCAGUCACAGGAGCUUAUCAAGUUCAAAGUGCGGCCGAACACGGUGCUGAUGAGAUUGUACACACUAUCAGAGUGGAGGUAAUGGUUUUGAUUUGAUUUUUUUGUGAUUUUAGGCAGCAAUUUGAUGGUUCCAAGGCAAUAUUGAUGUUAUGUAUUGAAUUUUGGAGAUAUAAGGCUAUUUUUUGGUUGUUUAGGUCAAGAAUGGCCUGUUGAAGCUUUUAUAAAGCUGUUUUGAAGAAAGCUUGUUGAAAAAAUGACUUAAAGGACUAAGCCUAUGUUAAUAUGAAUGUUAACAUGAAAAUUAAAAAAAUGACUAUUUUUAAAGCAUGUAGGUGAUAAGAAUAUUAGAUUUUUUAUUUUUAGGAAGAAGUUGCUUUCUCCAACUGGAUCAACAGCAAUCUAAAUGAAGAUAUUGAUCUAAGACGUCACUUACCGGUCACAAAUACUGGUGGAGAUUUGUAUGCCAAAAUUGACGAUGGUCUGAUUAUUUGGUAAGAAAUGGUUUUUAAGCUUUAUAAAGAAAGUUAUUGCUAUUUCCAAAGCUUUAAGGGCUAUUUUAAAUAUUUUUUAAAAAUAAUAUUACCUAAAUUACUAUAUUUCAGCAAACUCAUUAACUUGGCCGUUCCAAACACGAUUGACGAACGUGCUGUGAACAAGAAAAACUUGAACACCUACACCAAGCUAGAGAACUUGACUCUCUGUUUAAUGUCGGCUCAAGCCAUCGGCUGUAACAUUGUGAAUAUAGAUGGAAUCGAUUUGAGCAAAGGAAAACCACAUUUGGUGUUGGGAUUGUUGUGGCAGAUCAUUCGGGUAAGGGGGUUUUAGAAGUAAAAUACGCGAUAUUGUUCAGUUUGAUUUAUUAUGGGUCAAAAAAGUCUUGUCGUCUUUUAAUGUGGAGUUAAAGGACAGAAACGACAGGACUUUUUUUACUUUAUAAUUUUGAUUUAAGCUGAAGGAUAUUGUAUUUUUGUUACCUAAAAAUUUUUUCUGACAUUUUUUAAAUAAUUUAGAGUUGUGUAUCGAAAAUUCUUAAAAAAAGUUUAAACUUUAAAGAAAAAUUCACCUUUAUAUUGUUGUAGAUUGGCCUGUUCCGUGAAAUCGACUUGGUCCACGUCCCCGGACUCUUCCGCCUCUUGAAAGAAGGCGAGACCCUCGACGAUCUCCGUCGUCUAACUCCAGAACAAAUUCUCAUCAGAUGGGUGAACUAUCACCUGGAAAGAGCCAAGGUUCAAAACCGCCUCACCAACUUCACUACGGAUGUCACGGACUCGGUCAUCUACACCCACCUUCUACAUCAAAUUGCACCACCACGGACCGGUGUCACCUUAGCACCAUUGGACGUGAACGGCAAAGAGAACCGGGCCAAUGCAAUGUUGAAAGAGGCAGAAAAGAUUGAUUGCCGUGACUUCGUCACCGCCACAGACGUCGCCAGCGGAAAUUACAAAUUGAAUUUGGCUUUUGUUGCGAACUUGUUCAAUAAGUAUCCAAAUCUGCCGGAGCCGGAGGCUGAUGAAAUUGGUAAGGUUUUUAAUUUACUUUUGGAUGGAAAGAAAGUUCUUGUCAUUUUUUGUUUUGUAAAGCAAGUUUUUGGUAUUUUUAGUUUUUUAAAGAAAGUUCUUACCAUUUUGCGAUUUGGAAAGAAAGUUUUUGCAUUUUUUAACUACUGGAAUGAAAGUUAUUGUUAUUUUUCGUAUUGGAAAGAAAGUUUUUGCAAUUUUUAGAUUUGUAAAGAAAGUUCUUGCCAUUUCUCGUUUUUUAAAGAAAGUUCUUGCCUUCUCUUGCUUUGUAAAGAAAGUUAUUGCAAUUUUUCAAAUUUUAAAAUUUCAGAUUUGGACGAAGUUCAAGUAGUAGAAGAGACCCGGGAAGAAAAGACCUAUAAGAACUGGAUGAACUCCCUCGGAGUCGAUCCCUACGUAAACUGGCUCUACUCAGACCUCCAAAACGGUGUUAUCAUCUUCCAACUCUACGACUACAUCAAGCCAGGCGUAGUGAACUGGAAGCGAGUGGUGAAGAUCUUCCGAAAACUUCAAGGAAUGAUGGAUCAAAUUCAGAACUGUAACUACGCUGUUGAGCUGGGAAAACAACUUCAUUUCUCGUUGGUUGGGAUUCAGGUGGGUUGCUGUUACUGUAGGAGUAUUUUGAAAAAAAUUUUUUACCUCCUCCCUUUUUGAAAAUUUUUUUUCUUUCUUUAUUAAUUUUUUAAGAAAAAAAAAUAGUUUGACAAAAAAAUUUCCUUCCCCCCCCCCUUCUUUCCUCCAUUUAAAAAUAAAAAAUUUACCACCCCCUAACUUUACUUCUUCAGGGCAAAGACAUUUACGACGGCAACCAAACCCUAACCUUGGCAUUGGUAUGGCAAUUGAUGCGAGCCUACACCCUGGCCGUUCUCACACAAUGCAAAGGAGGUGACACUCUGGCCACGGACAAGGAAAUCAUUCAAUGGGUCAACGAAAAACUGUCAUCUUCUGGAAAAUCAACCCAAAUCCGAACUUUCCAAGACUCGAGCAUUUCGGAUGCACGACCCGUACUGGACUUGAUUGAUGCUAUCAAGCCAGGAACGAUCGAUUACGAAUUGGUACAGCCAAAGGGCAGUGAUCAGGUAGGGAUUGAGUAUUGUUUACUCUGAUUUACUGAUUUAGAUGGCUUAGGAAGGGUGUAAGAGGGACGUUUUUAGCCGGGCGGGGUUAAAGGACGGUUUUUGUUCGGGUGUGGUAAAAAAUAUUUUUUAAGUUUGGGGUGGAAUUUUGAAUUUAUGUUCAAAAAUUGGUUUUUAGGCUUAUUAUUUGACUUAUAAGAAGCUUUCAAAUAUUUUUCAUUUCAGGCUCACCUCGAGAACGCCAAGUACGCCAUUACAUGCGGCCGAAAAAUUGGUGCCAAAAUCUACGCUUUGCCCGAGGACAUUGUGGAAGUAAAGCCAAAGAUGGUGAUGACAGUGUUCGCAUGCCUCAUGGCCCGCGACUACAUGCCCAAUAUGCGCGAAAACGGUGAAAAUGGCACUCAAAAUGGACAUUAA
Messenger RNA from Bursaphelenchus okinawaensis, 4316 nucleotides. The record is from the annotation of a GenBank genome assembly. NCBI's taxonomy places the organism in Eukaryota, Metazoa, Nematoda, Chromadorea, Rhabditida, Aphelenchoididae.